Messenger RNA from Anarrhichthys ocellatus (wolf-eel), 999 nucleotides. Its product is annotated as reversion-inducing cysteine-rich protein with Kazal motifs-like. Gene Ontology annotation, biological process: extracellular matrix organization; sprouting angiogenesis; blood vessel maturation. The record is from RefSeq and is a predicted model, not a curated record. The transcript is spliced from 5 exons. NCBI's taxonomy places the organism in Eukaryota, Metazoa, Chordata, Actinopteri, Perciformes, Anarhichadidae. Gene Ontology annotation, cellular component: plasma membrane. Bases 1 to 675 code for a protein of 224 amino acids. Gene Ontology annotation, molecular function: protein binding; metalloendopeptidase inhibitor activity.
AUGUAUGUGUAUGAUGCCUGCAGGAAGCCUCAUCAAGUGUGUGGCCAUAACGGCGAAACCUACAACACAGUGUGCGACGCCUUCACCGACCGCGUGGCCGUGGACUACGACGGCCCCUGCCACGCCGUAGGGGUCGUGUCUGACGUGGCCCACGACUCUGCGUGCAGCGUGAUUCCCUGUCCCCCGCUGUGCACUCCAGGCUGCCAGCCGGUCACCCCGCCUGGAGCUUGUUGUCCGAUAUGUGCCAGCAUGCUGCAGAUCCUCUGGAACAAAGAGCAGAUGAACACUUUCUCCAAGCUGAACAAGAACCAGCCGGUGACGGUCUACGACGUCCUGCAGAUCCUGAGUCUCCAUGUCUCUGUGCCGCAGUGCGACGUCUUCGGCUACCUGAGCAUCGACCACGAGAUGGUGGUCCUCAUCGUUCCGGUGGACCAGCAGCCGACACCGCUGCAGAUCGAAGCCUGCAGCAAGGAGGCCGAGAAGAUCGAUUCCCUGAUCAACUACGCCAGCCCCACGCUGGUCUCCCACGUCCCCCUCUCCGCGUUCCUCGCGUCCGAGAUCAAGACCUCCUACAUCCGCUCGUCCGGAUGCGCUCCGCCCUCACCCCUGCCCCCCGGCCUGUGCUUCCUCCUGGGGCUCCUCAUUGCUGCGGCCCCUGUCCUCCACCAGGUGUAAGUGCUUAUUAUUUCCCACCCACACAGCCACUCCCUCACUAACUCUUGAGUGUUCCAAAGUACCCACGCCCCCCCCCAUGAGGUGAGUGUGUGUUCGGGCGGUCAUGGACCAGGAAGAAGCGUCGGCGACAAUCAUUCCUAUUGACUCACCUGCGUGUCAAACAAUCAAGGCGUCGGGAAAAGCUAUUAUUGUGAAGGAGCUUUUGUAUGAACAGUGUUAUUCAGUGGAUGAGUUACUCACUGGGCUUCCCUUCCAGUGAAGUGUGUGUGUGUGUGUGUGUGUGUGUGUGUGUGUGUGUGUGUGUGUGUGUGUGUGUGUGUGUGU